CACUGCGUGUGCGUGGUGGGCUUCGACCUGGAGCUGGGCCAGGCCGUGGAGGUGACAUAUCCACAAAACUCAAAACUUACGGAUAAAGAAAAAACCAAUAUUUGUUAUUUAUCUUUUCCUGAUUCGAAUGCAGGUUGUCUGGGAGACACCCAGUUUUGUUUUAGAUUCCGACAGUCUUCUGGCAGGAAGCUCUCAAUGCAUUGUCAUCUGGACCAGUUGGACAGAGAUUUACCAAUCUACUUAAAGAAAGACUCUGCAUAUUACUAUGGCUACGUGUAUUUCAGACAAGUUCGAGACAAGACCUUAAAAAGAGGCUACUUCCAGAAGUCCUUGGUUCUCAUCAGCAAGCUACCAUAUGUUCACCUCUUCCACACUGUGCUUAAGCAAAUAGCACCAGAAUAUUUUAAAAAGAGUGAACCUUUCCUGGAAGCAGUUUGUAGUGAUGUUGAUCGUUGGCCCCCACCAAUUCCAGGGAAAAUACUUCAGUUGCCUAUUAUGGACAUUAUAAUGAAGGUGCGGAUUCCAACGUGUCACGACAAGCCUGGAACAACUCAAAUAGUACAGUUCACGCAACAGACAGACUCUCAAAUUGCUGUUGCCUUGCCCACUGUUCAUGAAGUGGAUCUUUUCAGGUGUUUCUGUCCAGUGUUCUUUCAUAUCCAGAUGCUCUGGGAACUUGUGUUGUUAGGCGAACCACUUGUUGUCAUGGCACCAUCACCUUCUGAGUCUUCAGAAACUGUUCUGGCUCUUGUAAGUUGUAUUUCACCUUUGAAAUACUGCAGUGAUUUUAGGCCGUACUUCACAAUACAUGACAGUGAAUUCAAAGAAUAUACUACACGUACACAAGCCCCACCCUCUGUCAUCUUAGGAGUGACAAAUCCUUUUUUUGCUAAAACGCUUCAACACUGGCCACACAUUAUUCGAAUAGGAGAUAUUAAACUUCCAGGAGAAGUUCCAAAGCAGGUGAAAGUGAAAAAGCUGAAGAACCUGAAGACUUUGGAUUCUAAACCUGGUGUUUAUACAUCUUAUAAACCAUACUUAAACAAAGAUGAAGAAAUUAUAAAACAGUUACAGAAGGGUGUACAACAGAAACGUCCUGCAGAAGCCCAGAGUGUAAUUCUUCGGCGUUAUUUCUUAGAGCUGACACAAAGCUUCAUCAUUCCAUUAGAACGUUAUGUGGCUAGCCUUAUGCCCCUGCAAAAGAGCAUAUCACCAUGGAAGAGUCCACCACAGUUGAGACAAUUCAGUCAAGAGGACUUCAUGAAAACACUGGAGAAAGCAGGACCCCAACUCACCUCAAGACUUAAGGGAGACUGGAUAGGGCUUUACAGGCAUUUUUUGAAAUCUCCAAAUUUUGAUGGCUGGUUCAGGAUCCGUCAGAAAGAAAUGAUGCAGAAGCUGGAGGCCCUUCAGUUAGAAGCUCUCUGUAAUGAGGAUUUGCUUUUCUGGAGUCAGAAACACACAGAAGUAGAAACAGUAGAUCUUGUCUUAAAGCUAAAGAAUAAACUGUUACAGGCUGACAGAGAACACCUACCUGUGAAACCUGACACUUUGGAGAAACUACAGAUGCACAUUGACUCAAUUAUACUAGCACUCCCAGAUGAUUUACAGGACAUCUUGCUUAAAACUGGCACAACAUGACUUCUACUUGCAUAUUUCUGUAGCAGAUUCACAACACAUUUCAAAGCUUCAUGGACAUUGGCAGCUAACAGUUGAAAUGCAGCUCCAAAUAGUCUAUUAACGUUAGCAAUAACUGUACUAAUAGCAGAAAACCAUUUUUAGCUUCUUUUUAAAAUAGAAACCUGCAUGGGUUCCACUUAAAUACUGAUGGAACAGAAGGAAUUUCUGUGUUAAAUCAUGUUAAAAAAUCAAGUGCACUUAUGAAAUUAUGAAUUAUGCAGGACCACAAUGCAAUGCUGGCAUUGCAGAAUAUUUUUAUUGGUGCUGCUGUGUUUAGUCACUUGAGCUCAGGGGAAAAGCAACAGUUGCUUUGGGUCUGUCAGGAGAUUGUCCCAUUAAGGUAAUAUCCCAUUCUUCGCAGUGCCUUCUUUAGAAGUCGUAUAUCUGACAUUAGAAACCCAACUGCUGUGUUUUUGAUGUGGUUAGACACAGUACUUGAGAUACAUUGUUAAUAGAUCAUUGCAUACAAAUCUGUUAUGGCUUUAAAACCAUUAUUAAUAGAAAUGACUGAAAACAUUUUAGUAGGGCAUUAAUCCUAUUUUUAUUCUUUUUUUUUUUUUUUUUUUUUAAGAUUUGUAUUACUUUUCAACUGUGUCCAGGGAAGAAGUCAUCUGAUGCUAAAUAAUUUCUGAGGAGAAGCUGGUAUCUUUUUCCAUUGAAUGUCAGAUAAUAUGGGUGCUUGUAUUCACAUGCCUUACUUACACUUAAAUUUGAAUUUAGCAUUAUCUUUAUUAUUGAACAAUUUAAUGACUUUAAAGCUGAGCUGCAAAAAUUCAACAUUAGAUAUGGUUUAUUCAUGAUAACCUAAUUAACUAGUGUUCCCUACAGAAAAUAUGCCUAGUAGUGCUGCUUUUUAAAUAAUUCAAGUGUAAGAUUAGUGUUGCUCCUCUUGUAUCCAAUAACACUACUGAAAUCUGUUACAAAAUCCACUUCAGUUGGGGAGCGUGUUGGUAAAUUCCUGGUAUUCUUCUUUUUUAGCCAUUUAAGUGGUUUUUUGAGAAGGAAGAAAUACUGUUUUCAGCUUGUAGGCAGCCUCUGGAUAUAUAUGGCCUUUUCUGGAUGCAGUUUGAGUACAGCAAACCUACUUAAAAUGUAUGUGCAUACAGUAGACAUCCAUAAAAAGCCAUUUUUAUUACAUAUUAAGCAACAAGAAACUCUUGCUGUGAGAUCUCCUUAAACAAGAAGCCUUGGUGGUAAAAGAGCUCAGUUACUAGAAGUGCAAAGUUGUACUUUGCCGACCCAUUUGCAGCAGGAUUAGUGGUGCUAUAGUGAGCACACAGUUUUAUGUGACAGGCAAAUAGCAACUAUCAAAAUUCUACUUUGAAGUGUUCUGGGUAGAGCAAGAAUAAUUUUGUAACAUUGCUAUCCUACAAAAUGCCUUUGUAUAAUAAAUAUUUCAUACCAUCUAUAAACUUCUUAUUUAGGUAUAAAGUCAUGUUUGUAUUUUUAAGAAAAUAUGUAUUUUAAUAUUUUUUCAGUUCAUAUAAAAUUCAUGGCCAGAAGUUUUGGUGGAACAAAUUCUAUCUAAUCAAUCAUUUUAAAUUAUACCACUAUGACAGUAAUCUCUGACUUGCAUUUCAUUUUGCACAGCUAACUAAUAACAUU
Alligator sinensis (Chinese alligator) is the source of this 3285-nucleotide messenger RNA. RefSeq names its product DENN domain containing 6A (gene DENND6A). Gene Ontology annotation, molecular function: guanyl-nucleotide exchange factor activity. Gene Ontology annotation, cellular component: recycling endosome. The record is from RefSeq and is a predicted model, not a curated record. The transcript has 20 exons. The annotation marks the transcript as partial. NCBI's taxonomy places the organism in Eukaryota, Metazoa, Chordata, Crocodylia, Alligatoridae.